Hydra vulgaris (swiftwater hydra) is the source of this 498-nucleotide messenger RNA. RefSeq lists its product as uncharacterized. Gene Ontology annotation, molecular function: DNA binding. The record is from RefSeq and is a predicted model, not a curated record. Gene Ontology annotation, cellular component: nucleus. Lineage: Eukaryota; Metazoa; Cnidaria; Hydrozoa; Anthoathecata; Hydridae.
AUGAAAAGACAACCAGAGUUGUCUUUACGAACACUUGAAGCAACUAGCUUUGCUCAAUCAACUGCCUUUAACCGACACACUGUUGGAGAAUUUUUCCAAAAUCUAAAAACAGUUAGAAAUCGAUAUAAGUUUGAUCUUUAUUGCACAUAUGAUGUUGAUGAAACUGGUUUAACAACAGUACAAAAGCCAGUAAAAGUGUUAGCAGGUAAAGGAAGUAAACAAGUAGAAAGAAUCACAUCUGCAGAACGAGGAACAUUAGUAACUGUAUUUUGUGCUUCAAAUGCAAUUGGAAACUCUAUUCCAAUCGCGGAUUUAGAAGGUCCUCCUGGAUGCGUGGGAUUUGCAAAUCCUUCUGGUUGGAUGAAUUCAGACAUCUUUAUAGAAUGGAUAAAACAUUUUGUGAGGUAUUCAAACUGGUCUCGUGAAUCUCUAGCUUUGUUACUUCUGGACAGCCAUAAAAGUCAUAUUUCUGUUAGAGCUUUGGAUCUUGCAAUUUAA